AUGUUCCUUGACAAAAUAAAACCAACUACAGAAAUAAACGACGCAAGACUGAAAGAUUGGGUAAAAGCUUUCCCAUUCACAAAAGAUAUAAUUGGUAACAUGGAAAGAAAACCAGAAUGGCUACAAAAACAUAUAUUUGGAAACGAGCAUAUUCCAUAUGGACAGGCACUGUUUGAAGAGCUUGAACCGGAAACUCAGGAAAGAGUCAUGCAAACAAUACGCGAAGACUCAAAUACAGACUAUGACAAACUCUUUCUAGGAUAUAGGUUACCUGAGAUGGGCGACCAGAGCCAAAGGCAAAAAGGACAUGGGAAAUUUGCAACAUACUAG
Trichomonas vaginalis G3 is the source of this 330-nucleotide messenger RNA. RefSeq names its product protein of unknown function, DUF4106 family. NCBI's taxonomy places the organism in Eukaryota, Parabasalia, Trichomonadida, Trichomonadidae. The transcript has a single exon. The coding region runs from base 1 to 330 and encodes 109 amino acids. The record is from RefSeq and is a predicted model, not a curated record.